AUGAGUUCAGGUUUUUCUCCUCCCUAAAAAUGGAUAGUAAUACAGAUGGCCAACCUUAUUUGAGAGGCCAUGACUGCAAUGUUACAAUAGACAAAGCAGGUGCUACAUCAUAUGAAUGCAUCAAUGGGCAAAAUCACCUAUUGCCGAUAGCCAAUGUGGGACGAAUUAUGAAGCAAGCGCUGCCAAACAAUGCAAGGAUAUCCAAACCAGCAAAAGAAACUAUGCAGGAAUGUGCGUCCGAGUUCAUCAGCUUUGUCACCGAGGAAGCCACUGAACAAUGCCGCAAGGAGAAGCGCAAGACUAUCAAUGGGGAUGAUAUUUGUUCUGCUAUGAAGACACUUGGCCUUGAUGAGUAUGCUGAUGCCAUGAAAAGAUAUUUGUGUAGAUACAGAGAGCAUGAAGAGAAGGCCACCUCUAUGAAGCGCAAUAAGCCAGCUCAGAUUAAUGUUAGAAAUGAAUUGCCAGUCUUUAGAAGCAAUCAGUAUAGAGACCGAUCGCCUUCCAAGAGUCCUUGCAAUGUAGCAAAGGAAAAGAAAUUUCUCUGAAAGCAAAUUUGGGAAUUUGCCUGAAUAUUUAAACUGCAUAAUAUCUAUGAUAUGUUCUUUUUUUUUGGUUGGGAGGUGGGGUGGGUUGCGGCGGUGGAGUCGUCUGGCUUGUCUACUGCUGAUCUUUAUGUACUACCUUGUGCUAUUUAUCUGCAUUUCCAGUAUUCUGCAUUGGAACCUUGUCUUAUAAAUGGUCCCCAGUGUUUGAAAAUAUCAAUCUCUCUAUUCUGGAAUGAAGCUCUUCUAUCAUUUUAUGUA
Molecule: messenger RNA, 803 nt
Organism: Phoenix dactylifera (date palm)
Lineage: Eukaryota; Viridiplantae; Streptophyta; Magnoliopsida; Arecales; Arecaceae
Product: transcriptional activator hap3-like
Biological process (GO): regulation of transcription by RNA polymerase II
Cellular component (GO): CCAAT-binding factor complex
Molecular function (GO): RNA polymerase II cis-regulatory region sequence-specific DNA binding; DNA-binding transcription activator activity, RNA polymerase II-specific; protein heterodimerization activity
Source: RefSeq, a predicted model, not a curated record